GCUUCAUUUGUAGCAAAUUCGUUUGGGACCUCUGUUGGAGCCAAAGUAUUAACUCUACGACAGGCUUGUGUGAUAGCCACCAUUUUUGAGCUUGCUGGAGCUAUUCUUAUUGGGGCAAGAGUUUCAGGUAUGCGAUAAGGGCUCCGCGAUAAGCAGUACUAUAUUCUGUGCUCAAGCUUUAUAUAAGCCUAUGUUAUGCAAUUAAUACUGAACCUUCUAUAUAGCAAAAAACGACAGUAGUUCAGCGCUUUGCCCCAGCAGAAUAAAUUCAUAUUAUAUUUCAUAUCUGGCUGCGAUUAAAGGGUGGUAUUUUCAUUGGAAGAGCGCGGAUUAAUAUUUUUUUCACUGGCCGCAUUCCACGUGCGUGGAUCGCUGGUUUUUAUGUACGGUUCAAUGGCGAAUGUAAACUAUGACCUUGAAAAUUAGAAAUUUUUUUUCAUCAAAACUAUUCAGCCUAUUAUAUGCGAUAAGCGCCAAUUUUUGACAAUUAUCGAGAACCUGCAUAAACAUUGCUGUCAAGGAAUGUGCAUAAAAGGCGGAUAACUGAUGCUCGCUUUACGGUUGGAUUCCUUCGCAAUUUUUUUGGUCUGUUUCGGCCUUUUAAAGAUAAAAAUACGUCCAGGAGUCCAGGUCAUUUCUUGUUGAAGUUUGUUAAUUGAUUAAUAUUGAUUUUCUUGCAAAGAACAUUUUUUAGUGUACCAAUGUAAAAAUAAUUGUUCAUAUUUUGUAGAAGAAGUUUAUCAUAAGAAACCCUUUUGUUUUUACUGCAAUUUGAACCUAAUUGUUUUGUGUCAAAGGAUUAAUUUUUAAAAUAGUGAACAUGCAUAAAUUUGUAAUUCAAUGAAGCAUGUUCAGUAAUUGUUGUGGUUGUUUGAACUAUCUUCUGAUAUCUUUCAAAUUUUUCAAAUUUGAUUUUACAGAUACAGUUCGAAAGGGCAUCAUAGACAUUAAUUCCUUUAAUGGUACGGAACAGCUUGCUAUGGUUGGUUCUCUCAGUGCUUUAAGUGGGACAGGAAUUUGGCUGAUAGUUGCCACCUUCUUUAAUCUUCCUGUUUCUGGGACACAUAGUGUUGUGGGAGCAACGAUGGGUUAUGCAUUAGUGGCACAUGGAAUAAAAGGGAUUCAGUGGAAAACUUUUGGAAUGAUCGGUGAGAUUAUUUUUAAUAGNUUCAUCAAAACUAUUCAGCCUAUUAUAUGCGAUAAGCGCCAAUUUUUGACAAUUAUCGAGAACCUGCAUAAACAUUGCUGUCAAGGAAUGUGCAUAAAAGGCGGAUAACUGAUGCUCGCUUUACGGUUGGAUUCCUUCGCAAUUUUUUUGGUCUGUUUCGGCCUUUUAAAGAUAAAAAUACGUCCAGGAGUCCAGGUCAUUUCUUGUUGAAGUUUGUUAAUUGAUUAAUAUUGAUUUUCUUGCAAAGAACAUUUUUUAGUGUACCAAUGUAAAAAUAAUUGUUCAUAUUUUGUAGAAGAAGUUUAUCAUAAGAAACCCUUUUGUUUUUACUGCAAUUUGAACCUAAUUGUUUUGUGUCAAAGGAUUAAUUUUUAAAAUAGUGAACAUGCAUAAAUUUGUAAUUCAAUGAAGCAUGUUCAGUAAUUGUUGUGGUUGUUUGAACUAUCUUCUGAUAUCUUUCAAAUUUUUCAAAUUUGAUUUUACAGAUACAGUUCGAAAGGGCAUCAUAGACAUUAAUUCCUUUAAUGGUACGGAACAGCUUGCUAUGGUUGGUUCUCUCAGUGCUUUAAGUGGGACAGGAAUUUGGCUGAUAGUUGCCACCUUCUUUAAUCUUCCUGUUUCUGGGACACAUAGUGUUGUGGGAGCAACGAUGGGUUAUGCAUUAGUGGCACAUGGAAUAAAAGGGAUUCAGUGGAAAACUUUUGGAAUGAUCGGUGAGAUUAUUUUUAAUAGCUAGGGUAUGUAUAUGAACAUGACCACCUAAAUUCAAUACACCUUUAUAAAUUAUUUGUUGGCCAUCAAUGCAGAGCUGAGAUGUCUGCAUUGCAUAGAAAAUAUUAUAAGCUGGUGUCCUCAUAAAUUAAAGCUUAAAUUUUAUACUUAUAAUAUAACUCUGUCAAAAAUGAGGUCAGUUGAAAACAUCGAACAGCACAGUUAAAUAUGAGAACUUGCAAAAAAGCAAAAAUACAAAAAUGGUAAUGUACUCAAUAAAGUUUGAUACGGGGAUGUUCUGCCCAAAGGUUCAACCCCUUAGCCUUUCAUAUAUUACCGUUUUGGACAGAAAAGGUGCCUCUUUUGUAUAACAUUUAUUGACAAGUGGUUCCCCUUUCACAAACUAGUUAAGAACACGGCAUACCUUUUAAAUGCUCUAAAUGAACAGUCUUUUAACUAUGAAUAAAUCACACUAACAAAGGAAGUUUUCUGGUCUUUUUCACAGCCAUAAAUUGUACCUGUCAGCCCUUUUAGGUACUUGCACAGACCACACUGACAGAUUUCCCUUCCCCUUCUUAUACUUCACCUUGUGAAAUCCCUCCCUUUUCAUAUACUUAAAGCCUGAAAAAGGUACCCCUUUGGGCGGAGCCUCCCCAUCUAGGCCAUUAUUAUCCCCCCUGGCUCCCUGGGUUUCUUAUUGUUUGAAGGAAUACAGGAAAGGGCUAUUACACAUAAAAAUGUUGGAAACUGGGAAACUGCUUACCUACCCCUCCCCUAAGCCACCAUUUUGCCUUAAGUGAGAAGUAAGUGUUUAUGUUGGCUUAGGGGAGGGGUAGGUGGGGCAGUUUCCCAGAAACGUGUAAUGAUCCAAAGUGUCAAUUUUACUUGUUCACAUUACGUAACAGUCUAAAUGAUGCACAGACAACAAGAAAAUAUGUGUGCAUGUAAUGUUACAGCUUCAUUUCUUUUUUGUUAUAGCUGCAUCAUGGGUUAUCUCUCCUCUCAUGUCAGGAAUUGUAAGCUCUGUCCUGUUUGUAAUCAUUCGUCGCUUCAUUUUGUCAAAGGUGGGUUUGUGCAGGCAUGGCAUUAAAACUUAAAACAGUUUGCCAAACUUUUUCAAAUUUCAAUCCAUGUCCAUCCUUGUCAUCUGUAGUAACAGACGACAGAAAACAGUUUUAAUGCCUAAAUUAUAGUCUUAAAUAACAAAACUGGGCCAUCAUUUCUAGAAUUCAAUAAUGCGAAGACACAUAGCUUUACAAAAAAAGCAAAUAGCAUAACAAAGCCCGUUUAAUGACUUCACCUCAGAUUUAAUCUUUAAAACAAAUUUCUAGUGUUUAUUGGCCUAAUACUGAGUUGAAAUGAGCUAGAUGUCCAAAAUUUAGCAGAAGUUAUGCCCAUAAAAUGUGUCUUUAAUUCCUUUUUCGUUUCUGUAUUUCAGAUGAUGUCAUUUGAAAUUGCUCUAAAGUCGCUUCCAAUCUUCUACGCUUUCACAAUCGCUAUCAACUUUUUCUCUGUGUUUUACAAAGGAUCUCACGGUAUUUUUUUCAUCAAACCUGCAUAACAGGCGUUUUUUGGGCGUUCUUCAGGCGUGUGAAGGCAAUCGCGAAGCGAGCGAGGAGCGCCAGACACGCGAGAAAAACGCUUGCCUGAAAAACGCGAAGAAAUAACGCCUGUUAUGUGGACUAUGCUUCAUCCCCCUUACUCUGUAGCUUUCGUAGCUCUCGUUUGCUAUCGCCGCUCGUUCACACCCUUUUGCGCAGCUUUUUUCCCCUCUCGCCAAACAAACUCGCAGGCUACUUUGUAGUUAAAGCUGUGGAAAGUUUUUUUUUAUGAACCCAUGAUUUUACAUUUAAAUGGAUAUAAUUCCGAAAGUGAUUGUUUGAUUGAAAGUUAAUUACUGCUAACAAUUAAGUACAGUCGAACCUGCAUGCGCGACUACCUGCACUGAGCGCCUUCUUUAAACACCACAAUACUUCCAAUCAAAGCCUAUUGGCUUCCGUUUGGAAUCGCUCGUAAAUGAUCAGCACAGCUCUAGUAAGCGACCGCGACCACUUUUUGGGCUGACGGCCAUAUUAUUUUCCAUUUUUUAACCCCUGGUAAGCGAUCUUUCAGUGGCGCAUGUCCUGAUUGCUAUGUUUCCGUUUCAGAGUAGACGAAGAACUUUUAGUGACAACAUGUAAUUUGCACGUCGUAAACUAGAAAUCACAUGCAACAAAAUCUCUUCCAAAAAGUAGAUUAUUUUGUUUCAACCUCUUCUCGACGAUACCCGCUAUGGUUCGAUUCUCGUAACUGACCAAUUAAUCCUCGUAGCUUGGCUGAUUGGCGCUUACAGGAAGUUCGACUGCAUGUAUUAGACGUAGCUGACGGUUUCCUUGGGGCUCAAUUGGGCGCUCGACAAACAGAACGCAGGCUAGUAGUAGGGAAUUUUCCUAAUUUGACUUUUGCAAGAAAAGACUGUUUUUUACUACUCAGUAACAGGGAGCUUUAGCAACAACGACGGUGACGGCGACGAGAAAGUCAAAAAAGCAAUUGGUUUGUUAAUCAAAACAACAACUUUACACGUGUAUCACGCUUUUUUUGUACAUUUCGUUGCCGUCACCGCACGACUACGACGUGAAAAUGCCUAAUUUUACGUUUCAUGGAGGACGUAAACAAGCGACGACGAAUUUUUCUUUCUCUUUCUAAACUUGCGUGCGGACCCCAAGAAAUCACUUCUCAACUCGCCUCCAUUCGACAUUUUCAGCGAACUGGAAUAAACGCGACCAAGUUUCGGAACAAAUGGUAAUUCAUUUAAAAAGUGACGUUUUUACUGCAGUCGCCGUUGAUACGAAACUAAACUUUCCUACCCUUUUUGCUCUUUCAGUGUUGCGUUUUGACCGGAUCCCUCUGUAUGGUGUACUUAUCCUGUCAAUUGGAGGAGGCUUUCUAGCCGCAUUAAUCGUCCACUUCUUUGUAAGCCCAUACUUGAAGAAGAAAAUUGUCAGAGAAGUAUAUGGUGAUGACGACAACGGCACCGCUUCGUCACGUCAAGACAGGACUGUUUCCUUUACCAAAGGAGGAAAUUGCUCUGAAAAUGGGGUAACUUCAGAUGAAAAGAACCCCAAUGGUAGGUACAGCUGUAGAAAGCCGUGAAUCCUUAAAUUAACUUAUUCGCCACCCGCGCAAUUUUGGCCGAAAACCGCCUUUUGAAGCUAGUAAAACCUAUUCUCGUCACUCUCUCGCCGAAAACAACCAAAACCGCCUGAGACUUAGUUCUUAAUGGAGAAUUACACUUUUGUUGCUGAUGCCGCAUUACGGCUUCCGAAGUUCGGGCGUGCGCAUGAGGCAAAAUUUUCCCACAACUCUGUCCCUUUGGUGAGUGUGUCUAUUCUCUAAAACCAUCCUCUAUCAUUUCCUAUGUUCCUAAUAAUGAGAAUUUGUUUAGCAAUCAAGACCUUUUUCAUUUAGUAAUUAUGUCCUUAUUCGCAUGAUCGCUUUUUUUGUUUAAGUGAUUAUUUUAAGAGGGAAAUUAGGUGAUAGUUACUCUAUGAGGUUUGGAUGUUCUGUUUUCUCUGUUUUCUACUUUAACAAUAGUUUAGUCCCGUUAGCUUAGUUUCUGUAUUAACCAGUGACCAACAACAAUUUUCUCCUAACGAUAGCCAUACAUUGUCAAGAGAUACAGUUAUGAGAAUUAACAAAUGACCACCAAAGAGAAAAUGCCUUGAUCUUUUAUUAAAUUCUCUCAACUAAUUCUUAAAGGAAAUGUAUGGAGAUCAGUUUGGAGAAUUUGUAUUUUGAUAUUGGGACUUAAAGGGUUAAGGGGGUUCCACCGUGUUUGUUUAAACCCCAGAUUCCAAAGAAACAAAUGAGCCCGAUGAUGAAUCCAACCAAGAGGAACAUGAUGAAGUCACGUUAACCGUUCGGUCAGACGAGUCGGCACCUGUUCCCCCAUCUCCAGAGCCAACACCGCGUCGCUCUUCAUCCUCGUCUCCCAGUGACUCUAAAGUGCUGAUAGAAAGCAGUGAACAGAAUGGCACAGGACCGAACCAGGCACAGAUAGAACGGGCCAGAUCACGAGGAAUGUCGUUGCUAAUGGAGGCGAGGAAGCAAGUCACAGACGAACCCAAGACCGGUAAACUUUUUGCGUUCUUGCAGAUUUUGACGGCUGCUUUUGGAGCCUUUGCGCACGGUGGCAAUGACGUCAGGUAAUAAUGUGUUGAUUUUGAUAUAUCUCUUUUCCUGGAUGAAAUCUCGUGGUGUGACGAUACAAACGAGAAACCGUGACUGCCAUCAUUAUUUUAGCUUUAUUUUUUAAGUUCAUCUCGAUCUGGAUAGUUUUCUCUGAAACUAAACUUCAUUAAACCCAUGGUCAAUAGAUGGGUGUGGGCAUGGAGAAGAUGCCUGGUUAAACUGAGAGAGCGGGAAGUCAGCGCGGAAGGUGAUGAAGCCACCAGGUAUCAUCACUGCACUGAGAGCCUAAGCUUGAGUGGAGAGUUUCACAGAGAUACUUACCAUAGGACAUCCCAGAGGGAAGGAAGGACUGAGAGCUUGCAAAAAAGGGCUUAAGUGACUGCACGCGAUGGCCACGUGAGCGAAAUGAUUCAUGACCACAGCAAAAGCGCUGUAAAAUUACUAGAGCCCUGCAAAUACCCAAAGACCGCCCCAGAUACGAUUAGUGAUGGAGACCGCUGGCUAGCUUUAUCUCGUGUUAAACUUCGCGUAAAUUACAUUUAGCCACAUCAAAUAUCAAUCUGGGCCCAGUUGCUCGAAGCAUGGUUAGCGUUAACCAGCGUUUACUCCCUUGACAACGUAUUGGUUUUGAUACUGCUUAACCAACGGUUAAAGCUAACCAUGCUUUGAACAACUCAGCCCAGGCCUGUGUACAGACGACCCCUCUCCUAAAGAAAAAAAUCUGGUAGAGUCUCUUUCCCGGAUUUUUUUUCUUAUCAUGGGAGGGGACGUCUCUACACAGGCUAGUAUCAACCCUCUAACUGACGGUCAUUUUAUUUUUUUUCUUUAUUCAGCAACGCCAUUGGACCGUUGAUCUCGUUAUGGGUUAUCUUCUCAUCAGGCAUAAUUCAGGAUAAGGUUUUGAUCCCGUUCUGGAUUUUGGUCUACGGAGGUCUUGGGAUUUGUAUCGGUCUGUUUGUUUGGGGGCGUCGCGUCAUCAAAACUGUAGGAGAGGAUCUUACUCCAAUUACUCCAUCAAGGUGUAGUGCAGUACAUUUUAAGCUUAAUUUUCUGGCACCUUUCAUCAAAGAAACAAAGAGUCGCUCAAGACCCUGAUGGGGCGGGGGUAGCGGGAAAGGCGCAGUGUUGGAAGCACUCGCCUCUUACAAAUGUGGUCUGGUUUCGGUCCCGGCGUCGACGCCAUGGGUUCCAUCGCGGUAAAACGUCUAGGACAUUUUCAUCUGGGGUGUUUUUCGCAUAGCCACCUGUGUCUUUUAGAGCAGAGACAACUAAAGAGUCAAUAAAGACGAAAACGGAAAGCGAAAAUUGUUUCUGUAUCCGUGUUGUCUAAAGUAUUGGGCUUAGAUUUAAUUGUCAUGUCCACGAAUUUGGCAUAUGGAGAUAGAGAAAGACAGGGAAAAAAACAAAGUAGGCCACAGGCCAGCAAAGCUCAACGAGAAAAAGAGCGACAGAGAGCUAGUGCGACAGAUUAAAAAUAAAGGGAACAUUUUUUGUUGGAAGAAAAACAUAAAAAUUUUGUAGCGGCAGUGAGAAAAUGGGAAAUGCUUGCGGCAACGAAGGUGAAAAUGAGCGGCAGUAAUAAAAAAGUGAACAAGAACAAGUACGACAUUUCCUCCAUAAAACGUGUAACUAAGAAGUUUCUGGAAGUUUCAUGUUGUAGUCGUGCAAAACAACGGCAAAGAAAUGUACAAAAAGAGUGUGCUGCACGUGCAAAGUUGCUUUUUUUGCUAAUUAGACCUAUUGUUGUCUUUUCACCUCUCUCGUUGCCUUCGCCUCUCAGCAUUAUACGAUUUUAUAUUUUGUUUGAACAAACUAUAAAUAUUAUCUAGAGCUAGAGCCUUCGGCCUCAUGGGCUAUUGACUCACACCCCAUUCGGGCUCGAGGAGUAGUUGUUAAAUAUUACAGUAACUCAAACACAGGUAGCCUGAGAAAUCUUCCCGUCGCCACCACUGGUUUCCCCGCCAAAUGACGUCUGAGCAACUACUGCAGAAACUCCAUACUGAUGACGUUGACUACUAAAGAUCUAGAUAGUGUUUCUGACUGGUUGAAGCAAAUGGGGGUCCGAAAUACCGAUUCCAUAUGUAGAGUGUGUCCAAUUAGAUGAAUACUCUUAGAGAAUCACAGAGUAUCAGUUCUUGAAACUUUUAAGCAUCACCUUUUCGUCUCUAAGUAACUAAAGUUGUUGUUUAAUCGAUAGGUAUUUAUUUAUGUACCGUAAUGUUCCGAAAAUAAGCCCCCCAAACUCGUAACGCAAAAAACCCUCCGUUAAAUUGCCCCUCCAAAUAUAAAUCCCCGGGGCUCGUACUUGGAAAUUGCCCUCAAAUUCAAAGUAAAACAAAGCAAAAACUGUACAGUAACAUUUGCAUUUGCCAAAUAACUAUUACGGGUACCAAAUGACUGCUUUCAAAACGUGUCACAGUAUAUUACUGUUUGCGUAGUUCACUGUUGACUCUUGGCUUGGAUUUCCUCGUUCCAUUUUGAAAAAGUACUUGCAUGGCAGAGUUUUAGUACGAUCUGCGUCCUCAAGGCGAGUUUCAAUAAAACCUCUCUGCAAAUUACUGACUCAAAUUUCCUUCUAAGUAUAAGCUAGCCCAAUCGAUUAGAGACGUAAAUUCCCCUCCCAGUAUAAGCCUAGCCGAUUUCCCUCCGUAUAUAAGCUCCUCAAAAAGGGCCUUCAAAAAUUAUAAAGCCCGGGGCUUAUUUUCGGUAUUUUACGGUAUUUUAAUUAUGAUAAACCAAACGAAUACGGUAAUAGGUAUAGCAUUGCUGAUAUACAGCUUAGUAGAUUCCCGACAAAGUGGAAUCUGACAUAUGUGGCUUAUAUGUGUUUGAUUUGAUUUUGGUUUCAGUGGCUUUGUAAUAGAGAUCGGUUCAGCACUGACCGUACUGUGUGCCUCAAACCUGGGUAUUCCUAUCAGUACCACCCACUGUAAAGUCGGUUCUGUUGUUAUGGUCGGAAGGGUGCGGUCCAAAGAAGUUGUGGAUUGGUCCUUGUUUAGGAACGUUAUAUUGGCUUGGNUCAAAAAGGGCCUUCAAAAAUUAUAAAGCCCGGGGCUUAUUUUCGGUAUUUUACGGUAUUUUAAUUAUGAUAAACCAAACGAAUACGGUAAUAGGUAUAGCAUUGCUGAUAUACAGCUUAGUAGAUUCCCGACAAAGUGGAAUCUGACAUAUGUGGCUUAUAUGUGUUUGAUUUGAUUUUGGUUUCAGUGGCUUUGUAAUAGAGAUCGGUUCAGCACUGACAGUAUUGUGUGCCUCAAACCUGGGUAUUCCUAUCAGUACCACCCACUGUAAAGUCGGUUCUGUUGUUAUGGUCGGAAGGGUGCGGUCCAAAGAAGUUGUGGAUUGGUCCUUGUUUAGGAACGUUAUAUUGGCUUGGGUUGUGACUAUGCCGAUAGCAGGUAUGUAA
Messenger RNA from Porites evermanni, 9455 nucleotides. The record is from the annotation of a GenBank genome assembly. Lineage: Eukaryota; Metazoa; Cnidaria; Anthozoa; Scleractinia; Poritidae.